Molecule: messenger RNA, 1888 nt
Organism: Drosophila teissieri
Lineage: Eukaryota; Metazoa; Arthropoda; Insecta; Diptera; Drosophilidae
Product: prolyl 4-hydroxylase subunit alpha-2
Biological process (GO): peptidyl-proline hydroxylation to 4-hydroxy-L-proline
Cellular component (GO): endoplasmic reticulum
Molecular function (GO): L-ascorbic acid binding; procollagen-proline 4-dioxygenase activity; protein binding
Source: RefSeq, a predicted model, not a curated record
AAGGUUAAAAAUAAUUAUACACCACAUUUUAUAAAUCACUUAAUAAUCGUAAAAUAAAUAACUUUGCAAUACAGCUGGCAAUAAUAGAAUCCAAGAAGCAAAUAGCAAAACCUAAUGCAAAAAAGCAAACGUAUUAAAUCAAUUCAACCAACCUUUAAGAAUCCAUUUAACUCAAAAAGAACUGAAUUGUUUAAACAAAUAUCAAUAAUUCUUAGUCAUAAUGAGAAAGUGCUCUAGUUUAUACAUAGUUCUGCUCUGUUCCGCAGUCCUGAAAACUUUUGUAGACUGCGUCGAUGAUAUAGAGGAAAAAGAACGAUACAGCUCAUCUACUGUAGGACUUCUGAAACUGCUUAAAGUGGAACAGCAAUACGUAUAUAGCCUCAUUAGCAAAGCAGAUCAACUGGGAGAUAAAUUCAAAUCGCUUCGACUGUACUUGUCUUCAGUGGGUUAUGAAUUGAAUCGAAGCCUCAAUGAGAGAGUGGUAUACGUUUCGAAUCCCAUUAAUGCCUUUUCCCUUCUAAGGCGAACCCACGAGGAUUUGCCUAAAUGGCACGCCUUCUUUAGAGAAGCCAUUGUAGAAGGAGGUCUGAGUACUCUGGAUGACCUUGUGAAAAAAGUGCCUAGCGACGUGGACAUUUUGUCGUCCGUGCGUGGAAUUCAACGUAUGGAAAGGGUAUAUGACUUAAAGAUCGACGAUUUGGCACAAGGAGUGUUGCAAGGAGUUCAGUACAACACUCAACUCACAUAUCGCGACCUCAUAGCCAUGGGAGAUUCGAUGUACCAGCAACGCGACUAUCAAGCAGCAGCCAAAUGGUAUCGAAUUGCUUGCAAGCGAGAAUUGGGAAAUUCCGAAGAAUUGUUAAUUGAGAUUUUGGGCGACCCAUCUGAAGAACUACAUCGCCAGUACGUCAAGUCUCUCUUCAUAUAUGCCUCUACUUUAUCUGAACCAUCGAAGCCUAUUGAAGAAGCCUUUAUUAUGGCUCAAAAUUCUUUAGCACACGCCAGUCUAGAGAAUCUAGAGAGUAUAAUCUCCGACCUAAUUGACCCCCGAAACGAUGCUAAAGUAGAGAAAGAGCUGUAUCAGGUAAAUCCUUCCCACUUUGAAAUUGGCUGUCGAGGACUGUAUCGCACCGCGAACGCGUUUCUGCGAUUGGCCCCUCUAAAAUUCGAGGAAAUAAGUUUGGAUCCAUUUGUGGCAAUGUAUCAUGGAGUUCUGUAUGAUUCGGAGAUUCGUGCACUUAAAGGGCAAUCGUGGAACAUGAUUAAUGGCUAUGCAAGCGAAAGAAAUGGCACAGAAAUCAGAGAUACAGUAGCGCGAUAUGACUGGUGGUUAGAUGCAUCUUUGAUGCGAGAACGCAUCAAUCAGCGCAUUUCUGAUAUGACAGGAUUCAACUUCCCAAAGGACGAAAAGCUACAGGUCACGAACUAUGAACUGGGCUCCUAUUUCCAACCGCACUUCGACUACUCCUCCGACGGCUUUGAAGCUUCAGAUGUUACGACAUUGGGGGAUCGCUUGGCCAGCGUUAUUUUUUAUGCUGGUGAGGUUCGGCAAGGAGGUGCCACUGUCUUUCCGGAAAUAAAUGUUACGGUGUUCCCACAAAAAGGCAGCAUGUUGUACUGGUUCAAUUUGCAUGAUGACGGAACACCUGAUACUAGAAGCCAACACUCGGUGUGUCCUGUUGUCAAUGGAGACAGAUGGUUGCUCAUAUAUUACGAUGGUUCUACAUAUAGGAUGUUUGCCCUUUCAGCUCUCACAAUGUGGGUUCCAAUGUUUCCUCAAAUGUUUGGCUACCCAUGUAAAUCGUAGUUAAUAAACUUCGGAAAACUCUAUAGUCACCUUGAUCACUAGUUUAAACAAGAUUUUUUGUGUGCAAUAGAGUGAAGUAGU